This is a messenger RNA of Corythoichthys intestinalis (scribbled pipefish), 6861 nucleotides long. RefSeq names its product melanoma receptor tyrosine-protein kinase-like. The transcript has 27 exons. Gene Ontology annotation, molecular function: ATP binding; epidermal growth factor binding; epidermal growth factor receptor activity. Gene Ontology annotation, biological process: positive regulation of kinase activity; neurogenesis; cell surface receptor protein tyrosine kinase signaling pathway. The record is from RefSeq and is a predicted model, not a curated record. Bases 3020 to 6427 code for a protein of 1135 amino acids. NCBI's taxonomy places the organism in Eukaryota, Metazoa, Chordata, Actinopteri, Syngnathiformes, Syngnathidae. Gene Ontology annotation, cellular component: signaling receptor complex; plasma membrane; basal plasma membrane.
GAUGAGGGAUGCCCAGGCUUGGACUAGAACUUUAUUUAAUUCAUCUACUGUUUCUGACUGUGUAUCAUAUUGCCUCUGCAAAGCCCUUUGAGACAACCUUGUUGUGAUUUAGGGCUAUUACAAAUAGAAUUGAAUUGAUUUCCAUAAUAAGUAAAUGCUUCCAUGAUGUGCUGUUUUUUUAAUUGAAGGGUUUCUACAUGUUUUCGUUAACACCGGGGAAUAGAUUUCAUAAAAUAUUGACGGGACACGGGGCGCGGAGCUGAUUCAUAGGGGGCCUAUCUACCUCCGUCAGAGCUGACCGAGUGGAAACGGAGACAAAGAGCUUUUUACGUUGAAAAUUCUUGUGAAUAAAUGCUUGAAUCCCCGAAUUUUUUUAUAGUAGAUAUGAAUGUAAAACACUCUCGAUUCUUGGUUAAAAGCAAAAAAACCUGGCAGUUAGCAUUUAUUUUACUUAAAUAUGUCGAAUGUGAUGCUAGUCUUUUAGCCGAUGGCGUACCGCAAGCACAUUCUGCUCAUUAAUAUUGAUGACAUUAGCUACUGUUGCUAAGUAGGGACAAGCCACCGUUUGUCCCUAAUAGGAAAUGAAUGGAAAUCGUGUACGAAGGAGAUGUUUACAGAGCUAAACCUACUAAUUAUCUCUGAAAAUGAUGUGCCUGGUGCCAAAUUCACUAGCAAAGAUGUGGAAGACCAUAAAAAUGUUCAGUUAAAAAGAUGGCUUGAGUGUCGAAGGCUGAAAAAGACGAGAAAAAAAAAACGAGACGACCUAAGCAUAGCUUUAGCUUUUUUAUCGACACGACUGACAAUGACAUUCUCCUGUUUCAACAAGCUAUCCUUUACCAUCAGCCCUGUCUUUCUCAUACAGUAUAUCCUCUGGUUGUCCUACGUCUCUUACCGUUCUUGAAUGUAAUUUAGUUAGCUUUGUGUAGCGAUCGCAAAUGGUACUCAGUGACAGUCAACGAACACUUUUUCAUUUUUUCAAUGAUAACAAAUCUUAAUUCUAUAAUUUAUUUACACUUCCCCCUUACUAAAGUUGUUUUAUAUAUAUGAGAAACGGUAACAGUGGCAGUCAGAUACCAUUGUAAUUCUUUUCAGGUCAUUCAUUGUCAGACAGAAGCUAAAAAUAUAAAAAUGGCUUACCUCUUUGUCCUCUAAAAGACCAUGCCAACUCACCAAAAGGUUUACUGCAUAUGAAAUGUGAAUGGAUUCACCCAGCUGGUGUUAAAGUCCGUGCAAGUUGAUUCUGUCUUCACAUUUUUUCCUCCCGAGUGGAAACGUAUGAAGAAAAAAUCCUUCGUAAUGUCUAGAGUCGUUUCGACAAGUUUCAAAAAAGCAAUGCGUGAUCGGCAUGUUCGUUUUUGAAAGAUUAGCGGAGAAAAGUAGCACAAAUGACGUUGUUUCUAUGCGAGGGCGGGUCUAUAAUGUCCCACUUCGGCUUCACGAUGCGACGUCACGGUCGUACGCAAUAGCAUGCGUGCGGUACGCCAUUGCCUUACCACAACAAAGAGCUUCUUACGAUGAAAAUUCCUGUGAAUAAAUGCUUACAUCCCUGAAUUCUUUAUAGACGCAAAACAGUCUCGUUUCUUGGUAAAAGCAACAAAAAAAACGUACAAUUACCAUUUAUUUUACGUAAAUAUUGCGAAGUAUAUCACCAAUGCCGUAGCGGCUAAUUUCUCUUUGAUUUUUUAUCAAAAUGCAGAUGGCAGAAAACACAGACAAGGCUGAAAAAGCAGUUUCUGCUCUUGCACCCCUCUUUAAAAUAAACGGCUGUAUUUUAAGCCAAAAGAAAUGUUGUGUUUGAUAGAACAAUAUGUCUAUAUGCUGCCAUAGCAGAUUUAUGGCGCAUUAAGUCCCCAAAUUAUUUUUAAUUUGUCCGUUUUACCCUGGAAACCCCCAUUUACAGACGUCAUGAAAACCGCUUUUGUUUCAACCUAGCCAUAAAAAGAAGGUCAGUGAUCGUAUUUAUUAUUCGAAAUGUCUGUCAUUUUUAGCUUAGAAUCAUUAAUUGAUGUCUAAUAUUUAGAUAAAAAAAAAAACAACAACUUUAAGAAAUGAUUCACUCGCAUAUUUUAAACUUUUAUACAAAUGACGUCACAAUCAAAAAGUUGUAAGCGUCUGUAAAAAAAGUCACGGAUAUCUACCUCAUAACUAUCGCUCAAUUGUAUUUGUUUCGUUAUUUCCCCAAUAUUGUAGAUGAUAAAUAAUCAAUCCAGACAAAGAAAUACUGAGAAAAAAAAAACGUUUAAAACAAAAAGAAAAUCUCGACCACUCCUUGAUGUCUGCGAUUUCUGCAUCGCGACCCUUGUUAUAUUACCGUGUUUCACCCGUAAAAUCCCCCCAAAAUCCGGCUGUGGCUAUUCACAGCUGUGUCUUGACACUCGGUGAUACAUGCUACAUGGAGUUUUUGGAUUGAAAAGAGGUAAGUAUGGGAUAAUAUCUUGUUAAAAUUGUGGCGUCUUUAAUUAUGCUCUCACCUCCAGUUCGGGUUUUGCCUUUAAAAAAAUUGUUUAUAUAUAUAAAAAAUGCCCUCCUGUACAAAAUUUUUCUUCCACCAGAUAGUUGAUAUUUUAAGCUUUCCAAUGGUGUAUCACACAUGCAUAUAGGACAAUUCUGAAAUUUGGCCAAAUUGGGGGUCACAGAGGCGAACUUCAAGUCACCUGAGUGUUUUCCGCCAUAUGCAUGGUACGAAAAAUAUAACAAUUACCUCGAAUCUUCGAACAAAUCACUCCUGAGACAAUCCUUCCUGUAUGUAUGCGGUACAACCUAAAUCCGGCGUUAGAUCUCUGCGUGUGUGUUUGAGAAUAACUCCUCUUGAUGCUAGACGUGGGUAGGCCCCCUACCCGAAGGCGUGGCGAAGUGUCAGCGCCCCGUGUCCCGUCAAUAUAUUAUGAAGUCUAUGACCGGAGUUGUCUGGAUCCCAUGUUUUUUUUUUUGCACCCUCGUUCGAGCCACCCGAUUUUGAGGAUACGCCGAUACCGAGUACCGACCCGAUACCUCGGCCAUUGAUUUAGUGUGCCAGGGCAUGAGCAACCAGCUGACGCAACUGGGAACGCGCGAGAAUCACUACGACAACAUGUUGCGCAUGUACGGCAACUGCUCGGUGGUUCUGGACAACUUGGAGGUGACGUACGCUCUGGAGCACCAGGACCUUUCCUUCCUGCAGUCCAUCCAGGAAGUGGGCGGCUACGUGCUGGUGGCCAUGAACGAGGCUCGGACCGUGGCCCUGCCCAACCUGAGGCUGAUCCGAGGUCAGAACCUCUACGAGGGCAAGUACGCGCUGCUGGUCAUGUCCAACUACAACCGGAACCACUCUGUCGCCACGCUCAAUUUGACAGGUGGACUGUCACAGCUGCAGCUAAGCAACUUGACCGAAAUCCUUCGAGGAGGCGUGAAGAUGAGCCACAAUCAUUUUCUGUGCAACGUGGACUCCAUCCAAUGGGGGGAUAUUGUGGACCAAAGCAGCAAUCCCAGCAUGCUUUUCAAAAUGGAGCCAUUCCCACACAAAUGUGAGCCUUGCCAUCCGACGUGCUUCAACAACUCCUGCUGGGCGCCCGGACCCGAACAUUGCCAGAAAUUCACCAAGUCGUCGUGCGCCGAACAGUGCAGCCGAAGGUGUCGCGGCCCCAAACCUAGCGACUGCUGCAAUGAGCACUGCGCGGCGGGUUGCGUCGGCCCGCGGGCCACCGACUGCCUGGCGUGCAGGCUGUUUAACGACGACGGCACCUGCAAAGACGCGUGUCCUCCCGAGAAGCUCUACGACCUCAAGACGCAUCAAGUGGUGAAUAACCCCAACGCAAAGUUCACCUACGGCGCCACCUGUGUCAAGGCCUGCCCGCGCAACUACGUCGUGACGGGGGGCUCGUGCGUGCGCACGUGCGGCGCUGGCAUGUUCGAGGUGGACGACGACGGCGUCCAGCGAUGUCGAACCUGCGAGGGAGCCUGCCCCAAAUCGUGCGACGGCAUCGGCGUGGGCGCUCUGGUCAACACCAUCGCCGUCAACGCCUCCAACAUCGAGUCGUUCCAGAACUGCACCAAGAUCAACGGCGACAUCUUCCUCAUCGAGACUUCUUUCACCGGGGACGCCCACUAUAAGAUCCCGCCCAUGGACCUGGCCAAGUUGGAAUACUUCCGAACUGUCAAGGAAAUUACAGGAUUCUUACUGAUCCAGGCGUGGCCCGAGAACCUGACGUCUCUCUCCGUCUUUGAGAACCUGGAGAUCAUCCGCGGCAGAACUACGCGAGCACAACACAGCGUGGCCGUGGUAAGGGCGCACAACCUCCGCUGGCUGGGUCUCCGCUCCCUCAAGGAGGUCAGUGCGGGAAGAGUGACGCUGAAGGACAACCCCAAGCUCUGCUACACGGACACCGACCAGUGGACUCGCCUCGUCCGAUCCAAGGACCAAACCGUCAGCCUGAAAAACCUAUCGUCGCCCCAAAUCUGCCAAGAACAAAACCGCACGUGCGACCCUCAGUGCUCCCAAAAAGGCUGCUGGGGGCCCGGACCCUCCAUGUGCGUCUCCUGCCGACAUUUUGACAGAAGGGGGCGCUGCGUGGCCUCGUGUAACCUGCUGCGAGGGGAACCCCGAGAGGUGGCGCUGAACGGCAGCUGCGUGAAAUGUCAUCCCGAGUGUCUGGCCACGGACGGGACGCCGACCUGCCACGGAGAGGGCCCCGACAGAUGUUCCCGGUGCGCUCACGUGAAAGAUGGCCCCCACUGCGUGCCGCGCUGCCCUCACGGCGUGAUGGGCGACGGCGACAGCACCAUCUGGAAAUACGCCGACGGCCAAGGCCGCUGCCAAUCUUGCCACCGGAACUGCACGGAGGGGUGCACGGGACCAGGACUGUCGGGAUGCGCCGGAGCGGCGGGGCAUUCCACCUUGGCGGCGGGCGUGGUCAGCGGGCUCCUGCUCGUCGUCGUCCUAUCGUUAGUCGUCUUCGUCGCGCUGAGGCGACGACAAAUCAAGAGGCGGAGGACCAUGCGGCGUCUCCUGCAGGAGAGAGAGCUGGUGGAGCCGCUCACCCCCAGCGGCGAGGCGCCCAACCAGGCCAUGCUGAGGAUGCUGAAGGAGACGGAGCUGAAGAAGAUUCGGGUCCUGGGCUCCGGAGCCUUCGGGACAGUCUUUAAAGGUUUGUGGAUCCCCGAAGGUGAGGACGUGAAGAUCCCGGUGGCCAUCAAAGUUCUCCGAGAAGCCACGUCGCCUAAAGCUAACAAGGAAAUUCUGGAUGAGGCCUACGUGAUGGCGAGCGUGGAGCACCCUCACGUGUGCCGCCUUCUGGGAAUCUGCCUGACGUCGUCGGUGCAGCUGGUGACGCAGCUGAUGGCGUACGGCUGCCUGCUGGACUACGUGCGCCAGCACCGGGAACACGUGGGCGCUCAGUGGCUGCUCAACUGGUGCGUCCAGAUCGCCAAGGGGAUGAGCUACCUGGAAGAGCGCCACCUGGUGCAUCGAGAUCUGGCGGCCAGGAACGUGCUGGUCAAAACGCCCAAUCACGUCAAGAUCACGGACUUCGGACUCGCCAAACUUCUGACGGCCGACGAGAAAGAAUACCACGCGGAUGGAGGGAAGGUUCCUAUCAAAUGGAUGGCCUUGGAGUCCAUCCUUCAGUGGACGUACACGCACAAGAGCGACGUUUGGAGUUACGGCGUGACCGUGUGGGAGCUGAUGACGUUCGGAUCCAAGCCGUACGAUGGCAUUCCGGCCGGCGAGGUGGCGUCUGUCCUAGAGCGUGGCGAGCGCCUGCCGCAGCCGCCUGUCUGCACCAUCGACGUCUACAUGCUCAUGGUCAAGUGUUGGAUGAUCGACGCGUCGAGUCGUCCCAGCUUCCGGGAACUGAUUGUAGAGUUUUCCAAGAUGGCGAGGGACCCCAGCAGGUACCUGGUCCUGCAGUGCGACCCGCCCAGCCCGUCAGACGGCAGGUUCUUCUCUCGCCUGCUCAGCUCGGACGAUCCCGACGACACGGUGGACGCCGAGGAGUACCUGCUGCCCUACAAAGGCGCCGACCACCCCUGCGGCGCAACGGCUCAUCCCACGCGAGCCAACAGUGUCGCCAUGCGCUAUAUCAGCGACCCCACCGGAAACGCGGCGGACAAAGACCACCUGGACGGGCACGAGUACGUGAACCAGGCCGAGGGCGGCGCCAUUAGACACCGAUCGGACUUCCACAACCCUAACUAUGAAGACUUCCAUCCAUUUUGGGGCGCGGCCUCGCCCGCCUACCCGCAGAACAACGGAAAGGUGGGGCACCGCUUCCAAGAGGGCCCCGAAUACUUAAACACGGCGCAGAACUCGCUACCGCGCGCCGCCACCCUUGACAAUCCUGACUACCAAGCCGACUUCCAGCCUCAGCCGGCGCCCGCAAAGACUCUGUUAGCUGCCCAGAACCACGAGUAUUUGGGUCUGACCGCUGACUUGCAGACGACUGCCUGCUAGGGGGCGCAAAAAUACUGACUUCAUGAGCAUCUCAAGUUUUUUUUUUUUGUUUUGUUUUUUAAUCUCAGAAGUGAAUUCAAGACACAGCAAAGAGAGAUGAAGAAGCAUUCAAGUCACACGCACACACGUCCAACUUGCUUUUUUGAUAAUGAAUGUUGACCUCCCACUGCUCUAUAUGUAUGUAUUUCGCUUUUAGCAUGUAGAUUUUAAUUUAUGUGAAAUUGUUGGUGUUUUGUGUAAUUUUUGUGCAGAUACAACAUUGGAAAUGCGUUUACAGUCUUUGAACAAUUUCCCAGAACGAGCACAGAUCAAUUGGACGCAAUUAAGCUAACGUCCAUACGGCGGCGCUGCUGUGUAAUACAAUAUCCUGCUGGAAAUUCAUAAAUGGUUGUCACACAAUUACCAUGAAAUAAAGAGAAUCCUAGUGUAGGUGA